UUCCAACACCGGCUCCAUCUGCUUCGGUUCCAAAGUGGAUCGGUUUCCUCGGGUUGAAAACUGGAAUCUUUGCCUUUUGCUCCGAUUCGUUGCUUCCUCUAUAGUACUUACAAUCAAAUCUCCAAUAGAAAGCACUGGGGGCGCAUCACGCACCUGGCCCAAAUUAAUUACCAAAUAUUGCAGAGCUACUAGUAUGGCAGAUGUUUGGGCAUGGCUCCUCUUCUUCUUCAUUCUUAUUUCUCUCCUUGUCAUGGUUGUUUUUCAGCUGAUGUGCUUAUCAGAUCUAGAGUUUGAUUAUAUCAACCCAUACGACUCUGCAACUCGUAUAAAUGGGGUUGUUUUACCGGAGUUCAUCACACAAGGAGUUCUCUGCUUGCUCUAUCUGAUAACAGGGCAUUGGUUUAUGUCACUUCUAUGUAUUCCAUAUAUGUACUACAAUUACAGAUUGUACACGAGAAGGCAGCAUCUUGUUGAUGUGACUGAGAUUUUUAAUCAGCUUGAUUGGGAAAAGAAACAGAGGCUUUUCAAACUAGGUUAUAUCGUUCUUCUCCUCUUCAUAUCAUUAUUUUGGCUGAUCUACAGU
Messenger RNA from Nicotiana tabacum (common tobacco), 583 nucleotides. The record is from RefSeq and is a predicted model, not a curated record. Lineage: Eukaryota; Viridiplantae; Streptophyta; Magnoliopsida; Solanales; Solanaceae.